CCCAUUUCCGUACACAAGCGCUCUACCGAUGACGUGUACAGUCCACUACCGUUAGCUGGCUAGCCAGCUAGCUUAGCCACCCGUGAGAGUGACGGCGUAAGAAAUAACGGGCCAGCGCGAAAGGGGUCCAGCGCGGCGGGGGCGCGAUUCAACUCAUCACGGAAGAUGGAGACGCUUUACCACCAGACGAACAAGCAAAUCCAGGAGGUUCAGUCGUGCAUGGGAGCUCUGGAGAAGACGGACCGGCAGUCAGUACACUUGUUGGAGAACGAGCUGCAGGCGAGAACCGACCAGAUCUUCAACCAGUUAGAGCGCCUCGAGAUCCUGGCCAGCAAGGAGCCACCAAACCGCCGCCAGAACGCCAAAUUGCGAGUGGACCAGCUUAAGUAUGACGUCCAACACCUUCGGACCGCUCUGCAGAACUUCCAGCAUCGGCGCUACGCCAGAGAGGCGCAGGACCGAGAGAGGGAGGAACUCAUGAGCCGGACGUUCACGACCAACGACGCAGACACCUCCAUCCCCAUAGACGAGACCCUACAGUUUAACUCCAAGCUGGAGAACGCACACCGAGGCAUGGACGACCUUCUGGGCAGCGGCAGUGGAAUCCUCAACGGUCUCAGGGAUCAGAGAUCGACCCUGAAGGGGACCCAUAAGAAGAUGCUGGACGUGGCCAACAUGCUGGGGCUGUCCAACACGGUGAUGCGACUGAUAGAAAAGCGGGCCACCCAGGACAAGCUGAUCAUGAUCGGGGGCAUGCUGCUCACCUGCGUCUGCUUGUUCCUGGUCAUCAGAUACCUCGGCUGACCAUCAGCGGCGCGUGAAAAGUGGCACAAUGGGAUUUUUUUUUUUUUUUUAAACAAAUCGGUUUUCCACCAUUUAAAUUAUUUUGGGCACCUUUUUGUAAAAUGCUAAAGGUUGAGGAAGACCUUAAUAAGUCAGUAUUUAAUUUUAUUCCACUUGAAGCUCCAGUAGAGCUGUUGUACUUUGAUGUCUGCUGCUUUCCUCACGUCACAGAAUCUGUCAACUGAACUUUCUCCUCCAGUUACGAGCCGUCUGGAUCUUCUUCAUUCUGCCUUGUUGGUUCAUAAAGACUCAAAAUGCUUCGUGUUUCUUGUCAACAGAGAAUUGUCCUUAGUCUGUUUUUCUGCUUCACGUUCAAGGACCUGAUCAGAAAGUGAAUGAAGCAGCAGUCGAUUGUAAUAGUUAAAUCAUUUCUCCUGGUUUGUGAAUGACGUGAUUCUCUAAAUAGAAUAAAACAUGUUUCCUUC
Molecule: messenger RNA, 1268 nt
Organism: Gasterosteus aculeatus aculeatus (three-spined stickleback)
Lineage: Eukaryota; Metazoa; Chordata; Actinopteri; Perciformes; Gasterosteidae
Gene: gosr2
Product: golgi SNAP receptor complex member 2
Biological process (GO): intra-Golgi vesicle-mediated transport; vesicle fusion
Cellular component (GO): Golgi apparatus; SNARE complex; ER to Golgi transport vesicle membrane
Molecular function (GO): SNARE binding; SNAP receptor activity
Source: RefSeq, a predicted model, not a curated record